UGCCCCGCCGCCAUCUUGGUGCGGGUGGCGUGGCCGGGGUCGCCGGAGGUGGCCGGAAGCGGGUCCGCCGCCGCGCGCCGCCCGCCGCCCGCCGCCAUGCCGCAGUUCCAGAACUGGGAGGAGUUCAGCCGCGCGGCGGAGAAGCUCUACCUGGCCGACCCGAUGAAGGUGCGUAUAGUUCUCAAGUACAGGCAUGCUGAUGGGAAUUUGUGUAUGAAAGUAACAGACGAUGCUGUUUGUUUGGUCUAUAGAACAGAGCAAGCUCAAGAUGUAAAGAAGAUUGAGAAAUUCCACAGUCAACUCAUGCGCCUUAUGGUAGCCAAGGAGCCUCGCACCGUGGCUGUGGCAGAAGCAGACUGAGUGGCGGGCAGGAAGACUUGCCGUGUUUACAAAGUAAAUGUCUUUUGGAUUUGAGUAAGUGUUGGGACAGAAGAACUGAGUAGGCUCUUCAGUUUUUAAUUUAGAGAGCUAGGAAUAAAAAUGCUUUCAGUUAGAAAACCUUGAUUUAUUUUUGGAAAUUGGACAAGAUAUACUAACUCAGAAAAAUUUAUAUUAGUAAUUUGAACAUGAAAUACUAAGAAAAAGCCCAUUCCUCUUUAACCUUAGUUCAUGUGUCUUUUAAGAGAAAAUUAAAAAGACCCCAUUUUGCUGGACCAUUGUAUUUCUUUUGGAACAUAAAAUUUGUGCUGGUAAUAACCAAUAAAUGGUUCACUGUG
Perognathus longimembris pacificus (Pacific pocket mouse) is the source of this 716-nucleotide messenger RNA. It is a transcript of the gene Srp9, whose product is annotated as signal recognition particle 9. The transcript is spliced from 3 exons. The record is from RefSeq and is a predicted model, not a curated record. Gene Ontology annotation, cellular component: signal recognition particle, endoplasmic reticulum targeting. Gene Ontology annotation, biological process: negative regulation of translational elongation; SRP-dependent cotranslational protein targeting to membrane. Gene Ontology annotation, molecular function: 7S RNA binding. The coding region runs from base 97 to 360 and encodes 87 amino acids. Lineage: Eukaryota; Metazoa; Chordata; Mammalia; Rodentia; Heteromyidae.